Messenger RNA from Pichia membranifaciens NRRL Y-2026, 1014 nucleotides. RefSeq lists its product as hypothetical. Lineage: Eukaryota; Fungi; Ascomycota; Pichiomycetes; Pichiales; Pichiaceae. Gene Ontology annotation, biological process: intracellular iron ion homeostasis; iron incorporation into metallo-sulfur cluster. Gene Ontology annotation, molecular function: 2 iron, 2 sulfur cluster binding; ferric iron binding; ferroxidase activity. The record is from RefSeq and is a predicted model, not a curated record. The transcript has a single exon. Gene Ontology annotation, cellular component: mitochondrion. The coding region runs from base 311 to 886 and encodes 191 amino acids.
UCAACAAGUGGCCCGUACGAUCAGCUUAGAAGUUUGGAAAAGAGCUGAGCACAGUUAAGUACAAGACAGAAACGGGGCGGGAAGCCCUGUCGCGGGUACAGCAUGAAAGUGGAGUAGAAUAAUUGCCUUUUCGGGAAGUAGUUGCGAUUUCUUGUCGCGACCGCAAGAGAAGGCCCUCUACUGGGGAAGGACGGAAUAGAAGAAAGGAAGACCAGAAAGGUGAUGGAGAAGCGGAAGGGACUCGUACUACGAAGGAGAAGAGAAGAUAAAAAAGCGGCUGCAAAGAAAGCAAUCAAAGACACGGCAGGCAAUGUUUAGAGCACGCUGGUUGAAGGAAAGCGCAGAACGGACGGUGCAGUGCAUGCGGGCGACAAAUAAAAGCUGUGGCGCCAAGAGAACACUGAUCACAGUGGGAGGAGGAGCUAGAGACUGCAAGAGAGCGUCAGUGCGUAACACUUUUGGAAGGACCGAGAGUUGGACAAAGCAGGUGCGGUUCAACUCGAUCACUUCGAGUACGGACGGCACGACGGUGCCGGAGGACGUGGCAAAGCUGAGCAUCGACGACUACCACACGCACGCGGAGGCGACGUUUGAGCAGGUAUUGGAGGAGUUAGACGCCUUCUUCGAGGAGCAGCGGAUCAUGGAGGCGGAGGUUGACGAAGAGGCUGGUGUGAUGGAGAUCAACUGCUCUGAGGGGACGUAUGUGAUCAACAAGCAGCCGCCAACGAAGCAGAUUUGGCUGAGCUCGCCCAUCAGCGGGCCUAAGCGGUUUGACUACCAUGCUGGGCAGUGGGUCUGUUUACGGGACGGAGUCAAGCUCGCAGACCUACUGCAGACCGAAAUGAGCCAGAUGUACGGCGAGUUCAAGUGGACUAAGCCCUUCUAAGCCGUCAGCCAGAGGCGUUUCACAAGAGCCGGAUGUGGGGGAGGACGCCUCCCCGAAUCUAUUUAUUCAUACCAAGAGCCACAACCUUUAUAAACAGUCUAGUAUUUUGAACUAUAAAUAAUCUAAGA